Molecule: messenger RNA, 3281 nt
Organism: Malaya genurostris
Lineage: Eukaryota; Metazoa; Arthropoda; Insecta; Diptera; Culicidae
Exons: 9
Coding region: 153-3242 (1029 amino acids)
Molecular function (GO): iron ion binding; oxidoreductase activity, acting on paired donors, with incorporation or reduction of molecular oxygen; heme binding
Source: RefSeq, a predicted model, not a curated record
UGACUUGGGUUGCAAAAUACCCCGUCUACCAUCGGCGAAUGGAUAAAAGUCCUACACAAUCAAACUGUUCUACCCAGUCUAAGAAACGAGUCUAAGUCGAUCGUCGUCCGGGUACUGGCUCAGGAAGUAUUUGCGCGUGAUUCGUGGUGGUAAUGAUACUGGUGUUGAUCGGAUUGGUGCUCGCGUUCGCGAUUACGAAGUAUGUCAGAUACCGACAAGCCACUUCCUUCGCGAAGGCUCUACCCAUGGUUGAACCUUGCUAUCCAAUCAUCGGCAAUGGAUUGAUGUUCCUGGGAAAAACGGACGAAGAAAGGUUCGAAAAUUUUGCCAAAGCUUUAAGCCAUCCUGGCAAACUGUUCCAACUGUGGCUCGGAGUUAUUCCGCUUAUUGGCACAAACGAUCCUAGUAUAGCGCAGAAAAUUUUCACUCAUCCCGAGUGCCAAGAGAAACCGUAUUUUUACGAUUUCUUCAAGUUAGAGUACGGACUGUUUUCGGCACACUAUCACGUUUGGAGAAGUCAACGCAAGGCACUGAAUCCAACAUUCAAUCAAAAAAUUUUGACUGACUUCUUUCCAAUGUUUGACAAAUGUGCUCAAAACAUGAUCCAAAAAUUAAACAAAUAUGCGGAAGGAGAAUCAUUUUUGAUGUCACCGUACUUGCUGCGUUGUUCGCUGGAAAUGGUUUGUGCAACCACUAUAGGAGUCGAUAUUACCAAGAACUCGGAAAUUGAUGCUUUUAUAGACUUGUCAAUGAGAAUAUUUCACCUGUCAUCCAAGCGGAUUCUUAGCCUUCAGUAUCAUUCCGAUGUAAUAUAUUGGCUGUCUAAGGAAUAUCGAGAGGAUGUUGCUUUGAGAAAAAAAGCCUAUCCAAUUGCUAACAAGAUCCUCCAGAAUGCUGUCAAUCGAAGAGCCAAUCAGGCAUCAGGCAAAGGCGAAAACAGCGACACGGAAAGUGACGGGUACCGAAAACCACAGAUCUUCAUCGAUCAGCUGCUGGACACUCAGGACGGUAGAAAGUUCAAGGAAAUUGAAAUCAUUCACAACGUUUACACAAUGAUUGUGGCGGGUAGUGACACCACCGGAACCGAAAUGAGUUACGUUACCUUGAUGCUUGCAAUGCACCCGGACCUACAGGAUAAAGUGUACGCUGAAAUAAUGGAAGUAUUUCCAGCCAACACGGAGAUGGUUAUCACUCCUGAAGCACUGAAACAGUUGCAAUACACAGACAUGUUUCUCAAGGAGUGCCUACGGUUUUUCCCGGUCGGUCCACACAUCAUGAGGAAGGCGAUGACGAACGUCGAUUUGGAUGGUGUGGUGGUACCGAAAGGAACGAUUUUGUGUGUGAGUAUUUACAAUAUCCAUCGUCGGAAGGAUGUCUGGGGCCCAAAUGCGGAUAAAUUUGAUCCGGAAAACUUUUCCCCGGAGCGAAGUGAGGGACGGCAUCCUUUCGCUUUUCUACCGUUCAGUGGUGGCAAUCGGAACUGUAUUGGUGCUCGCUAUGCCAUGAUCAGCAUGAAAAUAAUAAUAGUGCACAUACUAAGGAAUUUCAGACUUAAGACUACCGGAAGAUUCGAAGAAUUUCGAUAUAAAUUCGAGUCUUUGCUGAAGCUCUCCAAUGAACCGAGCAUAACACUAGAGCGUCGCGCUACUGCUUGUUUAAGUGACAUUGUUUCCCGCAGUAUCUCACAGAAGGCCGAUACAGCAGACAAAAUCGGAGUGGAAGUGCGUCGAAGCGAAAGGGAAAUGUUAUUCAAUUCGCUUGUGUUCAUCACGGUCACACUCGUGGCCUAUUACUAUUUAAAUUUUCGACGGUCACGCAAGCGCUUCUACGAACUGGCAGCGAAAAUUCCCGGUCCAUUCGAUUGGCCACUGAUCGGCAGCAUUCACCUCGGUAUCGGAAGAGGUCCAACGGAAAUGAUGCAGUACAUCAGUCGAUUCUUGCACACCGUCUCUACCCCGGCCCGAGCUUGGGCGGGGCCAACUCUGUUUGUGGCCCUACACCAACCGGAGCAUCUAGCGGUGGUCCUGAACUCGCCGAGCUGCAUCAACCGACCGUACGUAUACGAUUUUUUCCGAAUAGAAAAGGGUCUAAUCGCUGCAUCGGGGGAUCUCUGGAGAAAGUUACGAAAGCCGUUGAACGCUUCGUUUACGAUUAGCAAUUUGAGAAGCUUUGUGUCUACCUUCAACGAAAAGGCAGAUCUACUCGGGGAUGUUUUGGAGGAAAUGAUCGGACAAGGACCGUUCGAUGUUUUUCCCAUCGCAGGUGAAUACGCUUUGGCAACGGCGAAGAAUUUGGGAUUCGAUCUGGACGAUGAAAGUAGGGCUUACAGAAAACGAUAUUUGGAAAACGCAGAAAGAAUGUUUACUUUGAUGUUCACCCGCAUCUAUAAAGCAUGGCUUCACCCAGAUUUUCUCUACAAAUUGACUAGUGGCUAUCGAGAGGAAGUACAGCGCUAUUCGAUGUUUCGUGAAAUGUCGGUGAAGGUACGUGAAAAGUACAAACAAACCCGACGAAAAGAUCUCGACUCCUCAAAGACAUCUCGCCAGCCUCGGCUUCUUAUCGACAAUUUAGAACGAAUGUCUGAUGAAACGGGCAUUUUGGAUGAGGAAGGAAUCAUACAAAACUUGGAUACUUUUGUAUUCGCCAGUGCCGACACAACAGCAUCAGUUAUGUCCACCACAUUACUUAUGUUGGCAAUGCACCCGGAUGUGCAGGACCGAGUGUAUCAGGAAAUUGUCGAUGCUACUACGAAGGACUUCAUCGACUACGACGAUAUCUUCAAAAUGGACUACCUGGAAAUGGUCAUCAAGGAAUCGGUGCGUCUUUUCCCCGUGGUUCCGGUCAUAGCACGCGUGUGUACGGAGGAGGUUAAAGUCGGAGAGUACACUAUUCCGGUAAACGCGCAACUUUUGCUGCUACUUUUCAAAUUACACCGGGAUCGAAACAUUUGGGGUGAGCGUUCCGAGGAGUUCGAUCCGGAGAACUUCAACGCUAACAAUUGUGCCAAGCGGCAUCCAUAUUCAUUUCUUGGCUUUAGCGGGGGCAGUCGUAAUUGCAUCGGUAUGAAGUAUGCGUACGUAUCGUUGAAGAUUGUGCUGGCUAAACUGGUGAGACGCUAUAGGUUCUCCACCGAUCUGAAGCUUACGGACAUAAGACUCUACACGUCAGCUAUUAUGCAAAUCUCAAACGGUUACAUGGUCAAUAUUGAGCGACGACAAUGCCACUUUCCUGGUACUGCGUGAUAUGGAUAAUGGAUUAGAAAAUAAAAAUGUUUAAAUCGA